AUGCUUCGAGAGCUCGCACUGAGCCAGCAAGUGAUGUUGCCUGGUUCGGACGCCCAGGCUGUGGACGACGAGUCUGUUCCGAAGAGUGCCAAUUUGAGGUACAGUUUUUUGGGGCACCGAGUGUGCAAAGAAGCUUUUGCUGCCUUGCUUGGAGUGGGGUGGAACCCUCGCCUUACAACGAUGCUCAAGGCUGUUCUGCAAAACCGUCGCUCCGCACCAGUGGACCGACGAUACAUGGCACGACCGGAGAAUGAUCCGAAGCCAGUCUACGGCGAAGUCGUCUCCUACCUCCAAAGUCUCUACGAGUCUGUGGCCGAAACCCUGCCCUUCGAGCAGGCAGACGACGAUGCUGAUGAACCAGACGUUUACCGAGUGAAUGCUACAGUUGGCGACGAGCUGAGGUACCUCCCGCCGGGGAGCAUGUAUGAUACCUGGCGGCAGUACACUGCUUCGGCUCCGACAACCUGCAGCUGGCACACCUUCCAUAAUGCAUGGACAAAAGAGUUCAAGCAUAAACUGACGUUUCGCAACAAGUACACGUUCGGGAUAUGCCCCACGUGCCUUAAGCACAAAUUGCUGCUACGACAUUUAGGCAGCGAUGCCGUUGCUCGGCAUCGCCAACGACUUGUCUAUGACAGACACCUCGCUGCCCAAUUCGCUGACCGCCGUUGCUAUUGGGCCAUGCGAGCCAGCAGCAGACUGCACCAUCGGUCAAUAACGAUGAUCGUUGACGCUAUAGAUCAGGCCAAGUUUUCGUGUCCACGGUCCCCUAUCUUCGGUCAUUCCUUCGAAAAGUAUUGCAGACCACGUCUUCACGUCUGGGGAUUGAUCUGCCACGGCUGGUGUGCACACGUGGCUGUGAGUGAUGCAGACACAAGCAAAGGUGCCUCGACGCUGGUGGACCUGGUCCUUUUCGCCCUGGAGCGACUUCGACGGAGGGGUGCACGCCUGCAAGAGUUUGAGCUCAACAUACAGCUGGACAAUACAGCCUCCUGCAACAAGAACAACACUGUCAUGGCCAUGGCCGCAACCCUGGCUUCGUUGCAGUUGGUGGCCGUGGUGCGGCUGACCUUUUUAAGGGUCGGCCACACCCAUGAGGACAUAGACCAAUGGCUGGGAGAGUUAGCGGGAUUUGUUCGCAGGAAGCUGCCUGUUUCCGAAACUCCGGAUCUACUGGUGCAAGAGCUCAAUGCUGGCUUCAUGCGAAAGACCAGGUGCAAACAGUGGAUGGCAGACUCAGCCUACACUUCACGAUUGGUGUACCUCACUGGUGCCGAUAUGCUGAAGCUACCCGGAUCCCAUGCAACAGGGUUCCUGCCACGCCGUCCGAUGCCGGAGAAGUACAAGAAGAUGAUCCACGGCCUGGCUUCAGCAAUCACCACCCACCCUUUCACCCUGCACCGGGCUGCUGCUUAUCUUCGGGGUUGGGUGGAGGGUACUCUGACAAAAGCCGCACCUCUGGACUUUCUGGAGCUUCGGUCCCCUACCAGCCCUACCGCAACGGCUGCUGUGCACGCGAGGCCUGCCGGUCGUAUGCAGGCCAUGCCCCUGGAACCUGAGCAGAGUACAGUUCGUGUGCUUGCAGCCACCUCGCAUCCUGUUGGCUCCAUGAAAAUGGUCCUGAUCAACUCGCUGGCAAAAUCUCUUCGUGAUGAUGGCAUGCAAGCCUAUGCUUCAUACCAGCAGGCCUACCGCAUGUGGUCCCUCUUGCCACCAUCGGUUCAAACGGCGAUGGAAUCCUCAGAGGCCGGCACUGCCGAGACAGCCGACGUGGCCGAAGCAGAGGUCGAUGAUAGCUCCGUGCCUUUGCAAGCCGAGUAUGAUCGAGAGCUUGGGGACCUCGACGUAACCAAAGCAUUGCAAGCUUCCGAGAGCUUGCCGUGGUGGCCGAAAGCUGUGGAACUCCUCAACAAGAUCAUGUCGGACAAGGGUGCCGCAGACUUCUUCCUCAAGGAGUUCCCGACAGCCGAGGCCAGGAAGGAGUUCGCCGAGACUCUCAAGGACGCCUUCCCGCUGCCAGCGGGGGAGUCUUUCAGCAAGGACUACAGCCCGGGGAUCAAAACGAUCCAGACAUGGCAGACUUGCUACCGUCCUCAGGGGGGGAACAAGGGCUUGAUCCCCAAUGAAUAUUUCCAGAACCACUGCAUUCUGAUCCUGCUCGAAGGAAUGAAGACGGAUGCAGCAGUCAUCCCUGGUACGGAAUACCUCGUAUUGGGUCCACUCUGCCCCCUCUAUUUCGAUGAAGCUUGGGAAACAGCCGAACUCGAGAAGAAUGCCUUCCAGGCACAGUCGGUUGGGUUCGUGAAAGGCUGGAGUCGCAGCUUGGCGAUGUGCACGGUUGCAUACAUACUUGUGCAGCUCGACUUGGUGCAGUACUACCGUGACCACCUUCCUGCCCAGUUCCGGUCCUUCUGCUACAUGAAGGGGAUGGUUCCCGCGGAGGUGGAGAGGAUCGCUGCUAACAGCAUGACACUCAGCUCGGUCAUGACGCGAGCAGCACCCAAUGCCUUCAAUUCCUUGCACCAGCUGUACAGACGUGUGAAACAUGGAGAGACGGUCGAAGACAUUGUGCAUGCAUACCAGGCACCGAAGAGUGUCAAGUCCGUUUUGGGGAUGGGCCCCGCUGAGAGCCAGGCCUUGGUGAACCUCGUGCACUUCAUCCCGAAGCAGGCCCAGGCCAUCCUGUCCAUGGCAGCCGUGGAGUUUGGAAUGAAACGAGGUGUGAUUUCUCAUGCGGGUUUGGGAUGUGCUGCUAUGAGGGUCGGCUAUGCACCCUCCGACGUUGCUGCUCCCGAAUGGAAAGAACGCCUGACUUGCACGUCGUCUUCAAUCAUUCUGUGCUGUGAACGACUAGUGGGUGACUGGAAGAAGACUGCCCCGUCCAUGAGAAAGACAAGCGGCCCCACCGAAGUCACGAAGAUGUCCAAGAUCUGUCGCUGCUGGGAGAUUGUCAUCGCUCAGCUUCGCGGCCAGUUGACCUCAGAUCAGUUUAACAAGAGUCACGCAAACUUGCACGAGGCUUUCCUCAAUGCGAGCUUCGACGACCAGCUGCAGCUGAUCACUGAGGAGUGCCCCGCUGUCGUGAACUUGAAAGACAUCCCCGACAUCGCCACCGUGUUGGAGCUGCACUCGACAGAGAUCGAGAAGGCGGCGAUCGAAAAAUCGAGGGCCUUGCAGAUCCAGGUGGAAGCCGCCACCUUUGCCAAGAUGGAAGAAGACUUAGCCCAGGACUUGCACAAGUUGGUUCGGUGGGCCAAGGAGGAGCAUGCCAGAACUUCCACACAGGCUUCUUUGGUGUUGACACAUCAGAGAAAAAGGUAUGUCAAAGGUCUGCAGGCUGUGGAGGCUCACACGGAGCAGUGGCUGAGAAUUCGGACCUGCAACAUCGCCUCGUGGCCCAUGGAGCUCGCAGACUUCCGGAAGAACCUGUUCGACAAGGUGACCGUGAGCCCGUCGAAGAGGUUGGUGCUGAUGGUGCUGGACAUGUCCCUAAGCCCAACAAAUACUGAGAUCGAUGACAUGAUCAAAACCGCUGCAAGCAUUCUUCAUGCCAGUGGUCAGAACGCACUCUUUGUGCUGCUCCCUCAGCAGUACAACAAGUCACAGUCCAUGUCGUCUGUUCUCGCGGCCCAACGACGAAUCGAAGACAAACUGAUGGCUCAGCAAGUCAACUUCGAAAGCCAUGUGAGCAUCCACUACAACAUCGAAAACAUGCAUGGUUCGGACAAAAGACGAUUGUCUACCCAGGCACGUUUCGCCGUGUCGCAGAAGGUGGAUGCUGAUGCCUGGCUCGAGUCGACUGUGGCAAGAGGAAAGCUGGAGAACAUCCCGCUACUGACGGUUCGGAAGAUGAGAAAGCUCUCCAUGCCGGGUGCCGUGAACUCUGCAGACCGAUGGGAGUUGUCGCCGCAGGACCGGCUGAUCCAAAGAGGGCCAAAAGCAACAGCAGCCAUGAUUGAGGGCAUCGUGGCCAACUCACCAGCCAACGGACGAGACACCAUGCUGACUGUCGUGGAGGCUAGGAUGUCGCCCAACAGUGCUGACUGGGCUGAGGGAUGCUGGCUGCUCCAGAAAGAGUGGGCCACCCAAACCGACAAACCCCAAAUCUCCUACCUGGGCUUCUCCAAAGAAGCCUCCCCCGCGAAACCGCACAUGCAAAGCUUGCUCAUGGAGGAGUGGUGGCCUCAGCAGCCGCACGCCGGCACGCUGGAGCCGGACAGUCGACCUACCGAGCAUCCGACACUGGCAUUGGCCACGUUUCAGGAUGGGGUCCCCUCGCUGCCGCCCAUUGUGCUGUCCAAAUUCGACGACAACGAGACCUACUCGACCAAGUGGAACACCCUGGUCACUGAGUUUCGAAAUACCGUGAAGGCCGAAGUGAUGCCCAGAAUUACUGUCGUGCCCUCUCCUACAGCAAGCAAUGCUGGCUCUGUUUCUACGACGGUGGGCCCCGACUUCAACUUCGCCCCGUUCCCGGAGCAGGCCUCCAGGGUGAUCUUCCCGAACGUGCCGAAGGCUUCCUGGCAGGAGGACAACGUGCCGCUCGGAGGCUCUGCCCAGCCGAACCCCGAUGACGUUGUCAUGUGGGACUUGUCUUCGGAUGUGGAUAAGAUUGUCGUGGAGAUCGAGGAAGGCACCCGCAAGUUUUGCACUGUCGCCGAAGCCCGUCACUAUGCUUUGACCACUCUGAACAUCCCGGACAUCGGCCUCCAGAACUAUGCAGCUUCCCCUCUAAAGGAUGGGGACAGGGAGGUGUUCAUGCGAUGCACGCUGGAGCCCUCUGCCAAUUCGUAUUUGUUCUUCACCCCGUCCAAUCUCUCAGACGAUCAAGUAGCCGAGGGCCUUCUCAAGAGGGAUGUCCUGGGUGCUGUAUUCGUCGGCUGCAUGAAGAAGCUCCUGGAGAUGGAGAAUGUGAAGAUUGUCUGGAGGUGCAUGUUCCAGACCCAGGUGCCAGCUAUGAUUAAGCCGGUUAAGCCCAAGCUCUUCCUGGCAUGCAGCACACAGCUGGAAGCAGGCUUCUUUUACAGACUCACGUAA
This is a messenger RNA of Symbiodinium necroappetens, 5037 nucleotides long. Lineage: Eukaryota; Dinophyceae; Suessiales; Symbiodiniaceae. The record is from the annotation of a GenBank genome assembly.